AUGGCCACCCGCAAUCCAAUGGAUAACAUGAAGUCCACAUGGCGUACAUGGGACCGUGAUCAAUGGAAGCUGCCCCACAAAAUUUUUGAGCACGCCAACGUAUAUCACGUCGAACUGGAUAGAGAAGUUCCAGUCCAUUCCAAGCAAGACAAAGUGCCCUACGUCUCGGAUUGGUCCUUGAACCUUUGGGUCAUUGUCAAUGCCGGAAUUCCUCUGGUCAUACACCAAGUCUUCACGUCUGUGACAGGAUACAAUCUCCACCCGGUCAUCGCCUUUUUCUACUAUUACUAUGCUUCACGUUGGUUCACAACGCGAGAACUUCGAAGCCUCCGCGAACUCGGCCACACUCACGGCUUCCUCGAUGGCGAUAAACAUGAGCGAGAUGGUGUGCCCGAUGUUGGCGUUUCCAAGGCUCUCAAAUCCGUGCUGCUGGCUGGCUUAGUUCGCCCUGUCAUGACAGUAUGGCUGACCUACAACGCGAACGAAGCUCCUGCAUCAUUGAACUGGGUUUGGCUUCCACUCGAAGUCAGUCUUUAUGGUAUCAUUCUUGACUUUUGGUUCUACUGGUAUCAUCGACUUAUGCACGACGUCAACGGUCUCUGGAAGUUCCACCGUACCCACCACCUGACGAAGCAUCCGAACCCACUGCUCACAAUUUAUGCGGACUCGGAACAAGAGUUUUUCGAUAUUGCUGGCAUUCCGAUAAUGACAUGGCUUACUAUGAGACUCAUGGGAAUGCCUAUGGGGUUUUACGAAUGGCACGUUUCUCAGCUAUAUGUCAUGUUCGCGGAACUGGCGGGACAUAGUGGCCUCCGUCUACAUGCCUCGCCACCAAAUCCAUUGACGUGGCUGAUAAAGAUAUUUGACGCCGAGCUGGUCAUUGAGGACCAUGAUUUGCAUCAUCGUCAGGGAUGGAAGAAGAGUCACAAUUAUGGGAAACAGACCCGAGUCUGGGACCGGGUUUUCGGGACAUGUUGCCCUCGCAUAGAGAGCACCGAGGCAAACGUUGACUACAAUAAUCCAGUCAGCAUGCCACUUUUGUAG
Molecule: messenger RNA, 1044 nt
Organism: Penicillium brevicompactum
Lineage: Eukaryota; Fungi; Ascomycota; Eurotiomycetes; Eurotiales; Aspergillaceae
Product: sterol desaturase family protein
Exons: 1
Coding region: 1-1044 (347 amino acids)
Biological process (GO): ergosterol biosynthetic process
Molecular function (GO): iron ion binding; C-4 methylsterol oxidase activity
Source: RefSeq, a predicted model, not a curated record